Achroia grisella is the source of this 1605-nucleotide messenger RNA. Its product is annotated as coagulation factor IX-like. Gene Ontology annotation, biological process: proteolysis. Gene Ontology annotation, molecular function: serine-type endopeptidase activity. Lineage: Eukaryota; Metazoa; Arthropoda; Insecta; Lepidoptera; Pyralidae. The coding region runs from base 1 to 1398 and encodes 465 amino acids. The transcript has 6 exons. The record is from RefSeq and is a predicted model, not a curated record.
AUGUUGCGCCCGCCGCCCGCUCCGCGCCCGCGCCUGCCCGCAUUCUCGUCUCAGCUCAGCGCGCGGCCGAGACUCGCGCUCGCACCCACCCUCCAAUCGCCCUCCGGUAGUUAUUUUCAAUCUAACUUCAUACAUAAUUAUGAUGAGGUCUGCGCUCCUCACAAAUGUCCCUGUGGCAGUGAUGUCGACAAACUAGGACAUCACGGACUGUCAUGCCAAAAAAGUGCAGGCCGUUUCUCGAGACAUGCACUUAACGAUAUCAUACGCCGAUCCCUUGCCACCGUCAACAUACCAAGUCUACUUGAGCCGACUGGUAUUGCAAGAGACGAUGGUAAGAGACCGGACGGUAUGAGUUUAAUUCCAUGGAAGAUGGGCCGGGUGCUGGUAUGGGAUGCAACCUGUGCAGACACGCUGGACCCAUCCCAUUUAUAUGGAACCAACAACAGAGCUGUGAGUGUGAGGGCGGGGGGGUCGCACGUAAACAACGGUAGCCGCUACGGGUUCCUGCGCGACUCGUCUGCGAGUAGCGGGCGGCGCGCGGACGGCGGGCGGCGCGUGUUCGGCGGCGAGGCGGCCGCGCUGGCCACGUGGCCGGCGGCGUGCGCGCUGCUCGAUCGCUACUGGAGCCCGCGCUGCUCGGCGACGGUGGUGGCGGCGCGCUGGGCGCUCACCGCCGCGCACUGCGUGUCGCCGCGCCUCGCCUACGUCAAGUACAACUCGCGCCGCCCCGCCGCCCCCGACGGAGACGUCGCGCCAGUACACUAUCUCUACAGACAUCCCGGGUACAAGGUGGUCCAGGAGGACGAGGGCCGCGGUGUGGACGUGACGGUGCUGCACCACGACCUGGGCCUGGUGCGCACCCGCGCCGACAUGGUGCUGCACCACGGCAGCCUGCCCGGCCUGCACUCGCUGCGGACCUACAACCCUCUCCACCUCACCAAUGUUGAAGUACAGGUGUUGGGUUUCGGUCGCACGGAGCGGUCGCCGCUGGGCGAGGAGCUGUUCUCUGUGCGGCUGCGGCUGGCGGCGUGCGAGCGCGGCGCGUGGCUGCACUGCGCGUGCGGCGCCGCGCCCGCCCGGGACCCGCGCGGGGUCUGCGCCGGGGACUCGGGCGGACCCGUGCUCUACAAAGGGCUGCAGGUGGGCGUGACGUCGAUGGGCCCGGUGGAGUGCGCGAGGAGCGCGGGCCGGCAGCCGGCCGCCGGUGCGACCAGCGUGUUCACGAUGCUGUACAACUACGCAGACCUUGUGAACGCUACCAUCUCUAAUACGGACACUCAGCUACGUAUGAGGAUGAUAUCAGCCGCGCCGCACGUGUACGUGCACGUGGCCUACGCCGGUGGUGCGCUGUCGCUGGUAUCCGCCACGCUUGCCUUACUAGCCGCACGGUGGACAUAAUGGAAUCUAAUUUGGACGCGAUAUCUACGCUAGCAGUAUAAGAACUACCUAAUGAAGUCUGUCAUCUAAUCUGGCUAUUUUUAUGCAUUGUGUAAUAGUGAUUCAAUUCGAUAGAACGAAAAUGUAGUAGCCUAAAAUAUUAAAAAAAAUAUAUUCCCACAUAUAUUAUUAUAAUAUUAUUCCGUGAACACCAUUUAUUAGUCUGUA